This is a messenger RNA of Coccomyxa subellipsoidea C-169, 1383 nucleotides long. RefSeq lists its product as hypothetical. The transcript has 8 exons. NCBI's taxonomy places the organism in Eukaryota, Viridiplantae, Chlorophyta, Trebouxiophyceae, Coccomyxaceae. The record is from RefSeq and is a predicted model, not a curated record. The coding region runs from base 1 to 1179 and encodes 392 amino acids.
AUGACGCUCGAGCGAGUGGCGCGGUCCGUGCUGCAAGGAAUUUGCCGCUCCUGCCACCUGCGCGUCCACACCAGCACCUUCCUGCAGCUCCUGGAGGACAUCCCCUUGAGGCAGAACGCGCAGUCAUGCUCCACUCUGCAGGCCGUGAAGUAUGUGCGAGCCGCCUUGGAGCCCGGGGCCAGUGACAGCCCCCCACUGGCAUGGCCACAGGAGUGCACUAUUGCCCCAGGGGUGGUCACAGUUGUCAGGUCACGGCCGGCCCAGGACCCUGACCGGGGGACCCCCAAUUCCAAACUGCAGGUCAAGGACAGGACGGGGACAUGGAUUGAUGUGAAACUGAGGGAGGAUGAAGUGGCGGUCUUCCUGGGGAGGACUGCCCAGGUGGCCAGCUGUGGGCUGCUGAAGGCCAGCACCUACCGACUGGUGGGCGAGCUGCAGAAGGGCACUGGGCACCAGAACUUGGAGUUCCACCUGCGCGCGCGGCCGGACGCCGACCUGAACCUGUCAAAGCAGCUCGAGGCUGCCGGCCAUCACCUGCCAGAACGGCACGAGGAUGGCAUGAAUGACCUGGUGCGCAAGUUCUCUGCGGUGCUGACGCCGCCAAACCACACGCCGCCCAACCGGAUCCAAGGCCGCGGCAGGCCCAGCGUAGAGUCCAUGGAGAUGCGCACCAUCCCCUCCACAGACCUGCAGCGCAGGAGCAGGAAGCGUGUGUCAGGAGAACUGCCACGCGCCCCCUCACCUGUCACCCGCUCUGGCAAGGUGGCGCGCACGAGCGCUGGCCUGGUCAACAAGGAGCACCGAUUGUGCAGCCGCGGCGCGGACGGCGCCGGGACAUCAAUGGAGGAGGACGGCGGUGAGCUGGCGGCUGAAGAGGCACAGGAAGGCGCUGAGCUGGCAGAGGACGUGCUGUGCGUGACCGUGGACGGCAAGGGCGCCAACACGAGCAGAUUCAUCACCCUGCACAUGAUCUAUGAAGCCACCGAGACUGAGGUGGCCCUGCGCACGCACCCAAAGACCUCCCUGGCGCGCCUGUUUGAGGUCUUCUGCGACACAGUGGGCGCGAAUCUGUCCACCGUCAAGUUCAUGUACAACGGCGAGCGCCUCAGCGGCAGCCACACCUGCCGCCAGCUGUCAAACCUGGACGAGGCCAUCUUUGUCAGCGAUGUGGAGUGCUGAGAGGCAGGGGAUAUCGAGCUGAAACUGGCUGUGCGGAUUGGCCCCCUUUGCAGAGCGCACAUGCAAGCUGAUGGCUUGUACACGCUCUAGCAACAUGUGGGAGUCCUCCAUCUCUGCACUGCAGAAUCUGUAGGCAGCAGCACAGCGACAUUGAACUUCUUUUUCUAAACGCACUGCAGUGGUAGAUCUGUGAGUGUGGGAGGC